Messenger RNA from Amoebophrya sp. A25, 2848 nucleotides. Lineage: Eukaryota; Dinophyceae; Syndiniales; Amoebophryaceae. The record is from the annotation of a GenBank genome assembly.
AUUUGCUAGCACGACCAAAAAAAAUGAUAGUUCAUGUUGACUAAUAAAUAUCCAAGAAAUACAUUCAGUUACAUUAUGCGUAAGUAAGUACUCACAAGAAUAAAUAUAUUUAUCAUUAUCUUGAAAACGAAACCAAGAGCAAAAUACCAUGACAUCUCCGACGAGGCCAAAAGGUAGGACGAAGAAUAGUGUCUUUGUCCUUCUUGCUUUGAGCACCCUAGUCGCAAGCGCCGAUAUCUCACAUAAUGCUGAUCGGCAAAACGAGCGAGGACCAGUUUCUUCACCUAGUGAAAACAUUAAGGAACAACGACUACACUGAGAUUGAUUAGUGAAAACAUUAAGGAACAACGACUACACUGAGAUUGAUGAACUUUACUUCUGGGUCUUUCUUUCUCUCUGGGUCGCAAGAGAGGGAGAGUGAGAGGAAGACCCUGGUCCACCUUUGUUGCUCCAACUUCAUCUUCAAGCACAAAAAAUCAGGGUUGCUAUGAGGUUUAUAAUACUUCAAAAUCAUCCACUUCAAAAGGAUCCACUUCAAAAGGAUCCACUUCUAAUACCAGAAUUAGACUGAGAGCAUCAGCUGUGGAUAGGAGAAGGAGAAGGAGAAAAAGUGGUCAAUCAUUCGAGCCAGAAAAAGUAGUAGAUGACGAUGCUGCGCCAGAGAUCGAAGACGAGACAGAAGCCCUAGAACAGGUUUAAGGUCGCGAGGAUUUCUUUUUCAAUAUUUUGUUGUAUGCUGAUCUAUGCAUCAUGUUGAGUACCUCAAAUACAUUAGACCAUAUGGAUAAGGAGGGCACAUGACAUGACAAGUACAACUACCUUUAUAAGAAAUCAAGGAUAAGCUCCGGUUAACUUCAAACGAUUGCGGCUAGGAUUAAGACUCCUAGUUGUAUGAACAUCUAUGUCCUCUGACAACCGCUUGUUAUCAAUCUCUAAGGCGUAGAAUACGAGGACGCCGAAGAUUCUCGAGAGGAAAGUGACGACGACGUGGAACCAGAAACACGACUUCUGGCGUUGUCAAGAAGAACAGAAUUAUGGCCUCCUCUGAGAGAAAGUGUCCUACUCCGGGAUUGAUAAAUUUUUGCCUAAGUGUGGUUGAGUCCCGUUCAUAUGAUGAAGAAGCUUCAUUUCAUCGUAAGUUACUUAGUAGUAGGCGACGUGUUAUUCGUCCUUGUACCUCCUAUUGUCUAGCAAAGUAGAUCAACCUCCUAGGUUAGAAAGAAUCUUCCACAACAUUCCUAUUGAGAGGAUUCGUCCUUGUACCUCCUAUUGUCUAGCAAAGUAGUUCAACCUCCUAGGUUAGAAAGAAUCUUCCACAACAUUCCUAUUGAGAGGUAGUGUCUUGUACCUAUCCUUGUGCCUCCUAUUGUCUAGCAAAUAUCUUCCACAACAUUCCUAUUGAGAGGUAGUGUCAACAUCUUCUAUUCUAAGCUUGCUAGAAGAAGUUUCCGAAGCAGACAAGGAAUACACCGGCUGCUGCUUCCACAUCGGAUACGGAGCGCAGAUGAUACCCUGUUGUCUUAAGAUUCUUCAAACAUGCACCGGCUAUGACGAUUUGAAGAAUAGACAGAUGCUCGGAGGGCAAUACGGCAAGACCACUGGUGCUUGCCCGCAAGAUGCUGAUGAGGCUGCGGCGAUUAUCAAGGUACUAUUUUCAUAUCGUUAUAAGAUUUAUGAUCAUGAUGAUGUUACACCUUCGUAAUAUAACUUGCAACUAGGCCUGCUCAAGAACAUAGAACCGUAGUUCUACAAAACAAAGAGAAAAUGAAAGAGCAAAACAAUAUUAAAGCCACUCGUCCUUCACAUUCAAGUACAACGUCAUCUUCCAUCACGUCACUCAUCUAAGAAACCUCGAGAAUCAAGAAACUUUAAAAACCAAACCUCAAACAAGCAGGUAAACAGAGAAACUGGAAAUCAGCUGUUGUUAGGUCGAAAGCGUAGUGAGAGGGCACCGAAGUUGAGCUUCAUGGAUUACGUCGAUCCGUGGCACAUUAUUCUUGCAAUUUUCUUAAGGCUACUGGUCCUGAUGCGUCCUCUUCCUCAAUCCUUGACCCUUUUUCAAUAAGCAAGUUGAUGAUUAAUUUCAAUGACUCUCAGAUGAGAGGAAGAUGCGAACGCGGUUGUAGCUCUAAUUUUCAUCGCCGGUGUAGCCGUGGGGGUGGGCGUGAUCGUCAAGCGAUCAGCCGCCAAUCGUCGAACCUCGCAGCAACAGCAGCAAUUGUUAGAGUAAAUACCUGAACAUCGUAGAGCUCUUUUUAAGGCUCAACUUUCAUUCCUCAUUGGGGUUGGUCACUGAGAUCGCAGAGCAGGGGCUCUCCUUAGAGAACAGGGGAAAAUGAAGGGAAAAGGGAAGAGCUUUGAAGAUGGUCUCUUCCGUUCAGAAUCAGUGACCACUGACUGCUGAACUUUAGUCUUUGUUUGGGAAAUAGUGAAAAUCUUGAGAUACUUGAACUUCUUAAGCAAUAUCUGUGUAAUUUUUUGUCCAUAUUGUAGCUGCUUUGUCAUCAUAUUCUGUCGAGUUGUUUUUGAAUCGUUCGUGCCAUACAUAGAAUUAUGCCUCGUUGUAAACCAUACAACUCAAAGGCAAUGAAGUGCAUGUGGAGUAGAUUCACAUAUGCCACAUGGUCCACCUUUAACGUAACCUCGGAUCUUUUCACGGAUCUCUUCGAGCAUGCUGACUUCUGAAAUUAACAGUAUACGAACAAGUUUAUGACAACGCAUCUAGUCUCACUAAGGCCACCCCUCUUCAUUCAACAUCAGAACAUAAACAACAUCAUCAGAUAUUCUGUGCAGGAACAACUGACGGAGUUACUCUUUCUUCCGCUUCCGCAUAGAAAAAACAAGGCAC